Stereum hirsutum FP-91666 SS1 is the source of this 1394-nucleotide messenger RNA. RefSeq names its product Aldo/keto reductase. The record is from RefSeq and is a predicted model, not a curated record. Bases 65 to 1225 code for a protein of 386 amino acids. Lineage: Eukaryota; Fungi; Basidiomycota; Agaricomycetes; Russulales; Stereaceae. The transcript is spliced from 10 exons.
GCUGGUAUUCAUCUCUCGAAAGUUUUUCUCGUUUGUAUCGUCACUUCCAAUUGAUCGCACCACCAUGUCUGCUUUCUACCCUGGCAUCGCUCCUCCCGCUUCAAAGCUCGCCAAAUACCGCACGCUCUCGCCGCUAUGUGGCCUUCGCGUCUCGCCGAUUCAACUUGGUGCGAUGAGCAUUGGCGAUAAAUGGGCUGCAAAGGGCAUGGGCUCGAUGGACAAAGAGUCUAGCUUCAAACUUCUCGACGCUUACUUCGGUCUUGGUGGAAACUUCAUCGAUACUGCUAAUGCCUAUCAGGAUGAAUCCUCCGAAGAGUUCCUUGGAGAGUGGAUGGAGAGCCGCGGCAACCGUGACCAAAUCGUACUAGCCACCAAGUAUACCUCGAACUUCAAGCGUCACAUAGAGUCUCCGCACAAAAUCACCUUCGUCGGCAAUAAUGUCAAGUCGAUGAACAUCUCGGUCGAAGCAUCUUUGAAGAAGCUUAGAACGUCUUAUAUCGACAUCCUUUACUUGCAUUGGUGGGAUUGGGCCUCUGGCGUUGAAGAGGUUAUGAACGGUCUGCAUAAUUUGGUCGCUGCAGGCAAGGUUUGUUACCUGGGUGUUUCUGAUACACCCGCAUGGAUUGUAUCGCAAGCGAACCAGUAUGCCAGAGACCACGGAAAGACUCCAUUUGUCAUCUAUCAAGGGCAAUGGAACAUUAUGAAGAGGUCUUUUGAAAGGGAGAUCAUACCGAUGGCCAGGACCCUGGGCCUUGCCCUCGCCCCGUGGGAUGUCCUUGGCGCAGGCAAGAUUCGCACGGAUGCUGAAGAAGCUCGCCGUAGAGAGUCGGGCGAGAAGGGACGAAUGAUCUUCGGUCCAGAAUGGGAGAGGACUGCGGACGAAAAGAAGGUCUGCGCUGUCCUCGAAGAAGUGGGUAAGGAGGUUGGCGUUGGCGACAAUGUCCAGGCCGUUGCGAUCGCAUACUUGAUGCAGAAAACGCCUUACGUGUUCCCUAUCCUCGGUGGACGGAAGAUCGAACACCUCGAAGCCAACAUCAAGGCCUUAGAUAUCGCUUUGACCGGGGACCAGAUCAAGCGUCUCGAGGGUGUCCUUCCAUUUGACAUUGGGUUCCCCGGGACUAUGGUGGGUGUUGGUACAAGCGUGAGUGGGUUGUUGCAGGGUCAAGCGUCUUGUCAUCUGGACGUUUGGCCUUUGCCCGCUGUCAUCAAGCCUACGGCGCAGUGAGCCCUUCAGGCUGUCUCGAUGCUGAAAGAGUUUUGUAUGAAGCCGUCCGUCCUUCCAAUGUAGUUGAUAGUAUUAAUUUCGGCCAAGUCAGUGUAGACAGUGUUGAUAUGCGCAUACUAGUGAUUGUUUACGAAUCCUUCGCACUGGCAAUUGCACAUCGAUGUCUGCG